This is a messenger RNA of Morus notabilis, 3326 nucleotides long. RefSeq lists its product as uncharacterized. The record is from RefSeq and is a predicted model, not a curated record. The transcript is spliced from 2 exons. NCBI's taxonomy places the organism in Eukaryota, Viridiplantae, Streptophyta, Magnoliopsida, Rosales, Moraceae. Bases 358 to 3012 code for a protein of 884 amino acids.
AAAUCGCCUUUGUAUCAUUUUGUUAAUUGGGAAUUUGGAAAGCCCUGUUUUUUUCCCAGGUUGUGAGAAGUUUUGACAAAAGGUCCAGUUUUGGGGAUUUUUUGGAUUUGGGUGAGAAAGGAGGGGCCAAAAAGAGAAAAAAAUUGGUGAUGGAGGUCUGUCCAUGGUGGCUCUCUGUGAUUCAAAUUUCUCAGCCAACAACAACACACUGUUCGUACCACGGAUUUGGUAUUUUCUUUUGAGGUAUGAGAAAACCAGAAUUUGUGGAGUCACAUUGUGGGGUUGCUGUGAUUUGUGAGACCAACCAGUGGCCUUGUUGCUGAUAAUAAAACCAGACAAGGAGAUUCGGCUGGGGAAAUGGACUGCAAUAAAGACGAGGCCACCAGGGCGAAAGAGAUUGCGGAAAAGAAGCUCACGGCGAAGGACAUUAUGGGAGCGAAAAAGUUUGCGUUGAAGGCUCAAACUCUGUUUCCGGGGCUUGAUGGCAUUCCCCAAAUGUUGUCCACCCUUGAUGUAUAUAUUUCUGCUGAGAACAAAAUAAAUGGGGAAGCGGAUUGGUACGGGAUACUUGGUGUGGAUCAAAAAGCGGAUGAUGAGACAGUUAGGAGACAGUAUAGGAAGUUAGCUCUUAUGCUUCAUCCUGAUAAGAACAAGUCCAUGGGAGCUGAUGGUGCAUUUAAGCUUAUUUCGGAGGCCUGGAGUUUGUUGUCUGAUAAAGCGAAGAGGGUAGCUUAUGACCAGAAAAGGAAUGUGAAAACACAGCAGAAAGUUUCGAAACCAAGCAGGGGACCAUCGGCAAAACCAACACCAACACCAUCGGCAAAAUCAACACCGACACCAACACCAUCAGCAAAACCAACACCAUCGGCAAAACCAACACCAUCGGCAACACCAACACCAACACCAUCAGCAAAACCAACACCAACACCAACACCAUCAGCAAAACCAACACCAACACCAACACCAUCGGCAAAACCAACACCAACACCAUCGGCAAAACCAACACCAACACCAACACCAUCGGCAAAACCAACACCAACACCAUCGGCAAAACCAACACCAACACCAACACCGGGGAUGAACGGUCAUACUUCCACAAAAAGUACAAAAUCUAGCACAAAGCCUCCAAAAAGUACUACCCCUCGAGCAGGUCACUCCUCAACUCCUGCUCCGACUCAUAAGCCGAAACCCAAUACCUUUUGGACGGUGUGUUAUCGGUGCAAGAUGCAAUACGAGUAUCUCAGAGUUUAUCUCAAUCAUAAUCUCCUAUGCCUUAAUUGCCAUGAACCGUUUUUUGCUGUAGAAACAGCUCCACCUCCUUCAAAUGGUCCUAAGCCUGCAGCCCCGUGGAACGUCUCACAACAUCGACACAAUUCGAACAACCAAAAGACUAAUAGAAACUCAUUCCAUUCAGGAAGGGGCAGUACUGGCUCUUCAAAUGCAGGAACUGGAGGGGUCAGCAGUACUGAUACACAUAACCAAGACAACGUCCAGUGGGGUCCUUUCUCAAGAACAGGUUCUUCAAGUGCUGCUCAAGCUGCAACUGUGGUACAGCAGGCCUAUGAGAAAGUCAAGAGAGAACGUGAAGAGGCGCAGGCAGCAACAAAAAGAGAGGAGGCUGUGCGAAAGAAGAAUCAGUCCUCUAAGAAGACGAGCGGCAGUUCGUCUACAGGGCAAGCUAAUGCUGCAAAGAAAAGAAAAGGUAUAGAUGAUGUCAGUACAGGCAGCCAUCAGAUGAGUGGGAAAGCUGGAGGGCCUAACUCUUUCACGUCUCAGCAUGUUAAUGCCGAAACUGGUAGGGGCAGUAUCACAAGGGAUAUUUCCCAGCUUGAAUUUCAAAAGGCAUUAAUGGAGAAGGCUAAAAAGGAAAUUCGCAAGAAACUGAAUGAAUGGAGCUCAGCUGUUGUAACCAAACCUGCAACUAACGAGGAGGGGAAUUGGUAUGGGAAAGAAAAUGAGGGAGAAGAAAAGUCUUCGAGAAUCAAUGAUACUAGGGAUGAUCAAAGCAACUGUGGUGAGCCAAUGGAUGUAGAUCUUGGUGAUUGUCCCAGGAAACUUUCUGGCGUGUCUGGUUCCAACUUAGAGGCGGAAACUGUGGAAACAAUGUUGAUAAAUGUUCCAGAUCCAGACUUUCAUGAUUUCGACAAGGAUCGAACUGAAAGGUCUUUUGGAGAUAAUCAGGUGUGGGCUGCAUACGAUGACGAUGAUGGGAUGCCUCGAUAUUAUGCCUUGAUUCAUAGUGUCAUUUCUUCAAGUCCGUUCAAAAUGCGGAUCAGUUGGCUCAACUCAAAAACUAACAGUGAAUUGGGUCCGCUGAACUGGGUAGCUUCCGGUUUCGCAAAAACAUGUGGAGAUUUUCGUGUAGGCAGAUACAAAAUCAAUAGCUCGCUCAAUUCCUUUUCUCACAAGGUUAGGUGGUCAAAAGGGUUGCGAGGGGCUAUUUGUAUAUAUCCGAGGAAGGGGGAAGUUUGGGCUCUUUAUAGAAAUUGGUCGCCUGAAUGGAAUGAGUUAACUGCGGACGAAGUAAUACACAAGUACGACAUGGUGGAGGUGCUUGAAGACUAUACUGAGGAACUAGGGGUAACCGUUACCCCCCUUGUCAAAGUUGCUGGUUUCAAGACAGUUUUUCACCGACAUUUGGAUCCUAGAGAGGUCAAAAGGAUUCAGAGAGAAGAAAUGUUUCGGUUCUCACAUCACGUCCCUUCUUACCUGCUCACAGGUCAAGAAGCUCCGAAUACUCCAAAGGGUUGCCAUGAGCUGGAUCCAGCAGCCACUCCUGUGGAACUUCUUCAAGUAAUAGCAGAUGUUAAAGAAGAAGAGAUUAUGGAGAUUGAUGAAAAGGUUAAGGAAGAUAAUGUUGAAAAAUCUAUUGACCAAGAGUUGGCAGAGAAUUCCAAUGCAGUUAGCAAAGAAGAGAAGCAAUGCGCCGAGGAUUUGAAGGUAGUAAUAAUCGCAGAAAACACCGAGGAAUCGAAUAAAGACACGCUCGUUGAAAAUAACCAAGUUGGUUGAGUUUCUAGAUCAUGUGAACUACUUUGAUACAACUGUUGACCUGGUCUGAAAUUUAUCCAAAAGUGACUCGAAUCAUUUUUCAGCAUCCAAAGCCUCCAUGUUUUUGGGACUCUGCAGUUAUAAGUUCAAAUAAGUAAUGUGGAAAAGAUCUACUAAUAAUCCUAACCAUAUGUUAUCUGCAACUUGAAGAUAGCACAGUUCUGGAGGUUAAAAAGGUCUUUCUUUGUUCCAAGGAUGUGUAAGGUCAAGGCUUUUCAUUCAUACAAUCUUGCCACCACCGGUUUUUUCUCAUAUAAAUAUAGUGCUUUGCUCAA